AUGGGGUCAUCUGUGUCCAAGGCUGCCCUCGGGGCCACCACGGAUGAGUUCAUGGAGCCUGAACCGAAACACCUAACUGAUCUAAUACAGUACAUAAAUGAAACAAAUAAGAGUGUUGAACACCUGGCUGAUGUUCUUUCUGAGAAAACAAGGAGCAGCAGCUGGGUGGUGGUGUUCAAAGCCCUGGUUACUGUGCAUCACCUUAUGGUGCAUGGAAAUGAGCGUUUUAUCAAACAUCUUGCAUCUAGAGACUCUCUGUUCACUUUACAAAACUUCCUGGAUAACAGUGUCACAGAAGGCCCUACUAUGUCAACUUUCAUCAGACAGUAUAGCAGGUACUUGAAUGAAAAGUCACUCGCAUAUAGACUGAUUGCAUCUGACAUCACCAAAACCAAGAGAGGGAUGGAUGGUAUGAUGAGAACUAUGAAUACUAAAGAGCUGCUCAACACACUUCAAAUAAUUCAAAUUCAAUUUGAUGCUCUUCUUAAUUUUAAGGCAAAUCCUGAUGAACUGACUAAUGGUAUAAUACAUGCUGCUUUCAUGCUCCUCUUUAAGGAUUCUGUUUGCCUCUUUGCAGCUUACAAUGAGGGAAUCAUUAAUCUGCUAGGCAAGUUUUUUGACAUGAGAAAGAGCCAAUGUGAGGCAAGUUUGGAUAUUUACAUCAAAUUCCUUGACAGAACAACCAAACUGGCACAGUUUCUGAAAGUUGCAGAGGAAGUUGGAAUUGACCAAAACAACAUUCCAUAUAUUACUCAGGCACCCCAAGGUUUACUUGAAGCACUAAAACAGCAUUUAGCUUCUUUGGAAGAGAAAAAUGAUGAUUUUCCUCCUUCCAAUCUCCAGCAAUCAUUGAUUCCCUCCAUUUCCAAUAGUUCAUUUGCGAAAGCUUCAUCAAGCCAAGCUUUGCUUUCAGCCCACAAACCUGUGGAAGCCAGACAAGCUUAUGGAACAAUAGCAGGAAACAAUCUUGAUGACUCAUUUACCAGCCUCCUAGAAAAUAUUAAAUUUGGAGAAAGCAGUUUUAAAUUUGGAGAAAGUCUAGUCAACAAAUUUGAUGUGAAGUCUCCUCAGUCUUCAGAGAUGGAAAUUACUGAUGGAAUGAACUGGUCAUUGAGUCCCAUUUCUAUUGAGCCUUUUGUCUACAAGGUACCACUUCCAGUGGCCUGUCCAGUGACUUCACAGCAUGUGCCUAUGUACGGAAUGGUUCCAGUUUCAGUAGGAUCCCCUUUCUCAGUGAAACCUCAAUCCGUGAUUUAUAACCAACCAGGCUUAGGGCCCAGAAUAUUUCCACUUUAUCAACCAGAAAUAAGGGACAAUCUAUGUGGAAGUAUUGAAGAAAAAAUAUUUGAAUUUAGACGUAAAAAAAGCAAUGACCUCUCUACAGCCUGAACUAAAUCAUCUACAUCUUCCAAGUAACAUAAACACUGAAUACUCUUGAGAUUCUUCAAUUUCAUGUUUUGGAGGUGAUACACCGUAUUUCUUUUGUUUUAUUAGUUAUCCUUAAAAACUAUCAAAAACCAAAGUUAAUACCUUAAAGCUUUCCUCUUAAGGAACACCAAGACCUUAGAAAUACUUGUAAAUUACAAGGGCAUUUCUAACUAAUUUGUAUGCUAUUGUGGUGAAAUAUUUUAGACCUGUGAAAUUAAAAGUAUUAUUAUUUAUAGAAACUUUUUGUUUAGAUUUAGCUAUGUGUUUAGAAAAUGUUUGUUUACCAGCCUUUUUUGCAUUGGAAUCAUUUCCCUCUCCCUGAACUAAAUCUUUUAGAAGUUUAUUUACUUUUGUUGUGUUGGUGAUACAUUAUUUUUGUUUAUGUGAAAAUAUAUUUCUUCAUACACAUUAUUUUAAAAAUAAAUUUCAAGUUGAUAUACA
Molecule: messenger RNA, 1869 nt
Organism: Phyllostomus discolor (pale spear-nosed bat)
Lineage: Eukaryota; Metazoa; Chordata; Mammalia; Chiroptera; Phyllostomidae
Product: phosphatidylinositol-binding clathrin assembly protein-like
Exons: 16
Coding region: 1-1389 (462 amino acids)
Biological process (GO): synaptic vesicle budding from presynaptic endocytic zone membrane; clathrin-dependent endocytosis; clathrin coat assembly
Cellular component (GO): extrinsic component of presynaptic endocytic zone membrane; clathrin-coated pit; synaptic vesicle
Molecular function (GO): 1-phosphatidylinositol binding; SNARE binding; phosphatidylinositol-4,5-bisphosphate binding
Source: RefSeq, a predicted model, not a curated record